This is a messenger RNA of Paramisgurnus dabryanus, 4591 nucleotides long. RefSeq names its product KAT8 regulatory NSL complex subunit 1. Gene Ontology annotation, cellular component: NSL complex. The record is from RefSeq and is a predicted model, not a curated record. NCBI's taxonomy places the organism in Eukaryota, Metazoa, Chordata, Actinopteri, Cypriniformes, Cobitidae. Gene Ontology annotation, molecular function: histone acetyltransferase binding.
CAUGCUCAGUGCGGAUAGGGAGUGUUGGAAACAGCCAACAGUGCAGAGAAAGCAAGACGGGUGAAAAGAGAAACCCGUCUGGCUUUCGAAAAGAAGAAAAAUACAUGAACGGAGCUUCGUCGUAUGUCCUUGUUUCGCAUCCGGUCAUGCCAACGACACAGCGAUGUAUUAUUAUUGUAAUCGGAAUAAAAUGAGCGCUAGUGCAGCCGGGCCUGGAGCGGAGAGUUGCGGGGCCGGGUGUCCGCAUAGCGCCAGCCGCUGCUGCGGGGGAGGAGGCUGCGGAGAGCCCGUCAGCGGUGACGGAAGCUCGGCCGCUGCGGCUACAGCCACCAGCGCUGCCCCAGCACAGAGCUCAGACAGGGAGAGCAGCGUAGCCGAGGCCCAGGCGUUUCGCGAAUGGGAAGGUGCCACCUCCGUCUAUGCGGAUCCGACCCAGAAAAUGAACGACGAGGGUUUUUUUGCGAACGGUACCGUUGAUAUCACACGAGAGGCAGACGAGUGCGCGGAUUCGGUGAAAUAUGGACGCGGGCGUUUUAGUAGACAAAGCGCUGGAGUGCGUGAGGGGAACAGCAUUAAUAUUGAUCACGAAGAAGCUUUAGGUUUGCGGCACGGGGGCGAGCGUCGCUGUUUUAUGAGCGCUAUGACACGGAGGGACGAACGCAGAGCGAGCGCGAGACUGCCGCCGGUGCGCACCGGGAGAACCCAGCGAGGACAGGCUCCGCGCGCUGAGACCGAGGGCGCGAUGAUGACAGCCGCUGCAAGGUGUGGCCACGAGCCCGCUUUCAUUAAGCGCCGGGGAUGCAGUUUCACCCGAGCCUCCAAGCGGGUGUGCUUUUCUGGAAUAAGCUCGGUGAGAUACUGCGGCAGCUCGGAUGCCAAGACCCGCGUUGGUUACAAUGGUGACGCUCACGUGAAGGGCUCCGCGGGCACUACCGACGCUUUCAAAUCUGGGUGUCAGGUGGACACCGCAGAAAACAGAAGGGGGUCAUUACGUCGUGUCCAGUGCGAGAAGGACAAACUUAAUUUCACACCGUGUUUACCAGAUGCAGGUGGACACAGCACAGAAAACACAAAGUUGCCCACAUGCAGAACGUCCAAAGGGCGUGUAAGACUGUACAGGGUGCGCUCAUUUCUUGCCAGCUCUGCCAACCACAACAACGGGGUCAGUGGAAAUGGUGGCCCUCAUGUAUGUAUUAACAAUAACCCUUCACCGCACCCUCCGCUCCAAGCCCCUGUGCCUGAAAAUGACCAAGAGCAGUCACGACAAUGUGGACCCGUAAAAAAUCCUCUGUGCCCCUUUGCCAUCACCUCUUCUCAUACUGAAAUCACUCAGAUAGGGGAUGGGCCUCCUAAUGGAGAAGAAAUCCCUUUUGAACAGAAUACCACUUCAACCAAGGGUGACACCACAGUUUUAAGCUUAAAUACAGAGGGCCCCAGCACAGAGCAGAUAGAGACAGUGAAGGAUGAAGCCAAAAGGCGACAGGCAGAGCUGGAAGUCCGCACGGAUGACCUUUUAAGGCGUCUGCAGGCUAUACAGGUGAAACAAGUCGAGAGGCAUGUUACCCAGCAGUUGUGUGGCCUGUACAAGAGCCCAGGGUUGAACUGCACCAGGAGGCCUACCGCCUUGUCUCGUAACUCAGCAGAGCUGAGCAGGCUGGCAGGCAGCUGCAGCGAGAUUCUCCGGACCGCAGAAAGCGCCCUGGACUCAGACCACACGGCUAGCAGCUCUGGAGGUGACAGUGACAGCGAGGAAGAUGAUGCAUUAGAGAGAGGAGGUCGUCACCUGGGACCGCUCCCAACAAAAUCAAUUGUUCGUGGUAAAGAAUGGCAGUGGGUAGAAAGCAGGGCGUGGCUUGGUAGCAGAUGGGUGUGGCUACAGACUCAAGUGUCAGAGCUGGAAUAUCGAAUCCGAGCGCUGAAAGAACUUUACACACACCUCCGACAGGGAAAGUUGCGGUUACCUGAAACACCACUCAGAGCAUCCAAUCCCUCCCCCACAUCAAACAAUUGCAAGUUGUACUCUGUUGGUGAUCCUAAGAAGUGGAAUACAGAAGACACCUGCAACACGCAAACUGUGCCAAGUCCACCUUCAUCAGCUGCACGGGUUCGACCGUUGCUCCGGCAACGGCGUCACAAACUCAUUCGCCUGGAAGAUUGCACUGCGCUGAGGUCAAAGGCUGUUUCGUUACCAUGCUCAUGCGAGCCUCCAGCUGUUUGUGUGCGAUGUGCCGGUGCACCUCCAUGCGCCCCCUCAGACAAGGAGAAGGGUGUGUGCAUACGUCCGGCUUGGCUCGAUAUGUCCGUUCAUCCUGUUCUUUCCAUGUCAUCAGAUUCACCCAUUGCACUUCAUUGUGGAAAACACCCGCUGGUCGGGCAUCAAUCUUAUAAUUCAGUGCCGUGGACGAACGCGUCAACCUCAUCCUCUUGGCUGGGAAGGCGGGGCCAGGGACGAGUUGGUAGAGUGAGGAGGAGAUUAGUUUGUCCCCGCCCACCCAACACACUGCCUCCUUUAUAUAACACACCUGGUGGCUCCAGUUGCAGAAGCCAGAGAGGUGUGUUUGGCCCAAACUGUCUUCCUCAGCGAGCCAUAGACUUACCCACCCUGCCACCAACACCCCCAGCGACAGACACACCUGCCCAGCCUUUAAGGAGGAGAAGAACAGAAAGCUCGUUUGAUAUAGACAACCUGGUGAUGCCUCUGGGCCUGGCUGGACUAGGAGCACGAGUGCAAAGAUUACAAUACAAAGAGAUCAUCACCCCAAGCUGGAGAGAGCUGGACUCUCUCGUAGGGGUCUCCAAGAACCAGGAGGAGCCACAAGCUGAGUCAUUCAAUAACACAAACCACCAGCCCAGUGGGGAUGAACUGGAAAAUGAUGAAGAGGUGGAAGAUCUCUCAGAUGCUGUGUUUCUGAGUCGCCAUGCUGUGUGUGAAAGCAGAGAGAGAAGUCGGUGGGGGAGUUGGGCCCGCAGGCGUCGCCGGGGCAGAUCUUCUUCCUCCUUCCAUGGGGACGGAAAGAACUCCAGGGGAUUGGAUCAGACACCUGGCUCUCCAGAUUCCAGGCAGAGUCAUUUUACAGAAGACGACGUGUCACCAUGCAGCCCCUUCUGCACUGGAGCAGAGGAUCCCUUCAGCCAGGCUGAGGAUGAACAGCAGGCUGUGCUGCCAUGGGAACGCCGGUUGUUCCCGAUUCAAGAAUCAGAACUUCAGUGGCUGCAGGAAGAGGAAGAGCCUGAUGAGGACCCAUGCACAACCAGUGGCCGCAGCCAAAGCACGGACUCAGGCAUCUCUAUGGGCAGCCUGGAGCUCUCCCCGAGGACCCCUCAGCCAUCUCAGCAGCACUCAGGCAACGAGCAAACAACCCCACACACACUGUCCUACAAACCAGCCAGCCCAACGACAGUCUCUACAGCUCAGGAUUCUCACACACGUACUCUUUCCUUGUACUCGUCGUAGCUAUCUUUUCAUUUCUCACCUCUUCACGCGUGCACUCCCCAGCAGUUUAGUUUGCAGGUCUAAAUUGAGUCUGGUGUGAACCAGCUUAGGGGACAGUUUUUCUUUUUACUACCCUGUAACGCUAAUAAUAAAAUCAACAAUAUUGAGAUGCCCCAGUCGUGUUAUCUCGAGUCCUGCCACCACUUAUCUAACCAUGAACCACUUGUGACCCCUUGUUACAUCCUGUGCCCUAUCCCUGAACCUUUUGCAGCCUUACAUGACACACACCACAGUGUCUAUUAUUUAUAAUCUUCCCCAAAACUUCACACAUUCGAAAACUAACAAGUGCGUCUUCACCAACAGUCCUGUAGCUCCACCUUAUUGGUCUUAUCUGCAGUAGUCAUCUUUCCCUGCUGAGCAUCUCGGUACCCUUAUUGCUCUGGUCCUUCAUCAUACCUCGUUUCAUCAUCAUCUUUACCAGCCUACCCCCGGUACAGCUGUCGUUUUAUUCAACACUACUCUGUUAGCUCUCCAAUGGACAGAUGGAAGUCUUGUCUGCUAUUCAUGUCUGUUUCACUUUUGUUUAUCAUUUUCGGACCUGUCUAAAGCUUUUGCUUGAGCUGUGUCAGUAUUUCUGUCAUUUUGUGUUAUGUGUUGAAUCAUUAUGUUUCGAUUUGAUGAUAAGGUGAGCUGAAAUCCAUAUAAAGCACUACAUAUUGAUCUUAUUUACUGUGAUUAUUGUGUUAUUUUACUUAUAUGUUGUUUGGUAUGUAUUAAAUGUGCAUACAGGCAUACUGCCGUUCACCAAUCACUUAUAUUAAUAUUCUCUGCACUGUAUGAAAUAUAGCAUUUAAAGUCUUUUACGUGACACAGUGGGCUGCGUGCAUCUUUCAUUCUUUUGCAGCUCAUGCUUUUAAUUUCUGUAUGACUUGAUAUGAUAGAGUGAUUGAUCUUUUGUCGAUGUAUAACUGCCAGAGAGUAGUGUGUAUGUGUGUGUGUGAUUUAGACAGGUCCACUUUACUGCUGUAUUAGGGGGUAGGGUUGGUGAAUAAAAACAUAAUUUUGGCAAAACACACAAAAAAAAGGAAGUACUAUUUCAAAUGCACAUAAUGCUCUCAAAGCAAAAAUAAUAAAAGGAAUAAAUAUAAGAACUACAAA